Molecule: messenger RNA, 6008 nt
Organism: Cariama cristata (Red-legged seriema)
Lineage: Eukaryota; Metazoa; Chordata; Aves; Cariamiformes; Cariamidae
Gene: SETD1B
Product: SET domain containing 1B
Exons: 17
Coding region: 47-5926 (1959 amino acids)
Cellular component (GO): Set1C/COMPASS complex
Molecular function (GO): histone H3K4 methyltransferase activity; protein binding; RNA binding
Source: RefSeq, a predicted model, not a curated record
UUCCCCCCCCUUCCUCUCCCCUACUCGUCCAGGUUGGAUCAACGGAAUGGAGAACAGCACGCAAGCCAGCACUUCAGUCGAGAAAAGAAAUCACCAUUGGAGAAGUUACAAGUUGAUUAUUGACCCGGCCCUGAAAAAAGGACAGCACAAACUCUACCGUUACGAUGGGCAACAUUUCAGCAUGCCUAACUCGGGAAUCGCUCCUGUGGAUUGUGUCAGGGAUCCCAGAAUAGGGCGAAUAUGGACCAAAACUAAGGAGUUGGAGCUGUCUGUCCCCAAAUUCAAGAUUGAUGAAUUUUACGUGGGGCCAGUGCCUCCCAAGCAGGUCACCUUUGCCAAGCUGAACGACAACAUUCGUGAAAACUUUUUGACCGACAUGUGCAAGAAAUAUGGUGAAGUGGAAGAGGUGGAGAUUCUCUACAACCCUAAGAACAAGAAGCACCUGGGCAUCGCCAAAGUGAUCUUUGCCACUGUCAAGGGUGCCCGGGAGGCUGUCCAGCACCUUCACAACACCUCUGUCAUGGGCAACAUCAUCCACGUGGAGCUGGAUACGAAAGGUGAAACCCGCAUGCGAUUCUAUGAACUGCUUGUUAAUGGUCUUUACACUCCUCAGACCCUUCCUGUAGGCACCGAACAGGAUGUAUCGCCAACUGUGAAUGAAACUCUCCAGUUGACGGAUUCCCUGAAGCGCCUGAAAGACAGUAACCUUUCUUCUGCGGGAUCAUCUGUUACCCCGAACAGUAGCACGCCGUUUUCCCAUGACACGGCCUAUUCCAGCUGUCGGCAAGACACCCCAAACUCAUACAGCCAAUUUACCCCACAGUCCCAAGGAACACCUCACACCCCACGGUUAGGGACACCAUUUUCCCAAGAUUCCAGCUAUUCUAGCCGUCAGACAACACCUGUGUACCAUUUUGGGCAGGACAGUGGGUACAAACCCAGGAGACAUGAAACAAAAUUUACAGAUGCCUACAACCGUCGACCGGGACAUCACUAUGUUCAUAACUCGGCAGGUGUUUACCGAGGGACGGAGCAUCAGUUUAGUACAUACAAAUCCCAUCAGCAAGAGCCAGUUCAGUUCUCUCACACUCCUCCCCUGAGCCACUCUAGUUCUUCGAGCUACAAAUCUGCUUUCUCUCCCUACCAAGCACCAGCUGUAUUUCCCCAGUCUGAUGAGCAGCAGUUUCCCCAAACUUCCAGGGAAACAGAGUACCGAAGACCUGCGCCACCUCCCACUGAGAUGGUUGUGGAAAGCAGCGCUGCCACCAACAUCGAUUUUGUCCCAGUGAAGGAGAAGCAGGAGGAACCUCCACCCUUGCCCGAUUCGAACUCUGUUCCUGAACCGAGCACAGCAUCCUUCUCUCAGACUCCAGAGAGAAGCGAGACCCCUGGCACCCCCACCAUGGAGUCUGAAAUGCAGCAUAACAGUUUAGACUCAAGGAUUGAGAUGCUCUUAAAAGAGCAGAGAACAAAGUUACCCUUUCUUAACGAGCAUGACUCGGAUAACGAGAUCCGAAUGGAAGGUAGCCCUAUUUCCUCUUCUUCGUCCCAGCUCUCUCCCAUCCCAAUGUACGGUUCAAACUCUCAGCCAGGUUACAGAGGUCAGACGCCUUCCUCACGCCCUUCCAGCACAGGUUUGGAGGACAUUAGCCCGACGCCAUUACCUGACUCUGACGAUGAUGAGCCCAUCCCUGGGACAGCUUCUCUGAGUCAGAAUUCCCGCGGGACGUCGGAGGCCAGCAUGACUCCCAUUGAUCAGCUGAGCAGGACCUCCAAAGUUGAGACCUCAGACGCUAAAGAAAUGGUGCCUGGUGACCAGACUCCAACAUCAGAAAAAAUGGACGAGGGUCAGCAUUCUUCAGGGGAGGACAUGGAAAUCUCUGAUGACGAGACCAACCCUGCGCCCAUCACCAGUGCAGAAUGUGCCAAAACCAUUGUGGUGAACUCCUCUGUGAGCAACACAGCCGUGAUGGCCCCAUCGAUUCCCCCCAUGCCACCACCGGGAUUCCCUCCUCUUCCUCCUCCGCCGCCUCCACAGCCAGGCUUCCCGAUGCCUCCGCCGCUACCUCCACCACCUCCACCCACUCACCCUGCUGUCACCGUCCCCCCACCUCCGCUCCCUGCCCCGCCUGGGGUCCCUCCACCUCAUAUCUUGCCUCCGCUUCCUCCGUUCCAUCCUGGCAUGUUCCCUGUCAUGCAAGUGGAUAUGAUAAGUGUCUUGGGCAACCAGUGGGGUGGCAUGCCAAUGUCCUUCCAGAUGCAAACUCAGAUGCUGAGCCGCAUGAUGCAGGCACAAAACACAUACCAGUAUCCCCCUUUCAUGACGGGCCGGAUGCAGUUUGUGAAUCUUCCGCCCUACCGCCCUUUCUCGAUGGGAGCAGCUCUUGGUCGCGGACAGCAGUGGCCACCACUGCCCAAGUUUGACCCCUCGGUUCCACCACCGGGUUACGAGCCGAAGAAGGAAGAUCCCCACAAAGCCACUGUGGAUGGAGUCCUCUUGGUCAUAGUGAAGGAACUAAAGGCUAUCAUGAAAAGGGACCUGAACCGGAAGAUGGUUGAAGUGGUAGCGUUUCGGGCAUUUGAUGACUGGUGGGACAAGAAGGAACGUCUGGCAAAGGCAUCUCUUACUCCAGUGAAGUCUGGAGGAGAACUGGAGGAAAAACCAAAGCCAAAGGAUCGAAUCACGUCUUGUCUUUUGGAGAACUGGAACAAAGGAGAAGGUCUGGGAUAUGAGGGAAUUGGCUUGGGCAUUGGGUUACGAGGGGCCAUCCGGCUGCCAUCCUUCAAGGUGAAAAGAAAGGAGCCACCUGAAGCUGCCUCGGCAGGAGAUCAGAAGAGAAUCCGGCCUUCUACUUCUGUCGAUGAUGAAGAUGAAGAGUCAGAGAGGGACAGGGAUGCUUCCGAUGCAACAUCUGACCUGUCAAAGAAGGAUGCAGAAGCAGUGGGGCUGAGGCGGCGACCAGCAAGGCCGCUGGAGCUCGACAGCGAGGGAGAAGAGGGAGAUGAGACAUCAGGGAAAGAAGAAGAGUCCUCCUCGGAGAAGGAGGAGGAGCAGGAAGAAGAGGGAGAUGAUGAGGAUGAAGAUGAUGAUGAAGAGGAUGAUGAGGAUGAAGAGGAGGAGGAGGAGGAGACGGGCAUAGACACAAGUGACAAGGAGGAGGAGCAGGACUCCGAGGAGGAUGUAGCAAGUCCUUCUUCUUCCAAGGCUGAAGUUGAAUCAUCUGAUGAAAGUGAGGACUCCUCUGAAUUCGAGUCGAGUUCAGACUCAGAUGAUGAAGAUGAGGAUGAUGACGAUGAAGAUGAGGAGGAGGAAGAGGAGGAAGAGGUGGCUGAAGAUCAAGACAGAGAAGCCAUGGUUGCUGAGGCACAGCAUGAACCUGCUGGUCAUGAGCUUCCUGAUGAUGAGAGGGAGACUAUUUUGGAGCUGUAUCCUGUGGAUGACUACAUGGAUGCAACAGGCUUGGGACUCGCAGAGCCAGCUUUGGCAGUGAAAGAUGAAGGCAUGGAAGAAAUCAAGGCAGGAGAAGGUGAAUGUGGUGAAGUCCCAGAGGCAUCUAUUGCUGCUGAAACACUGAAACACUUGGUUAUGGAAAGAGACCAGGAGACAAAACUUGCACUGUCUCCCAUCUGUAGGCCAGAGGAAGAGUCUGAACCUGCUACCAUGCUGGAGCCAGAGGUACAGGAACAUCCAAAGCCUGAAUCUCAAGAUGAGGAGGAGGCACUCUGUCUUUCAACUCCCGUGGGAGUCUUCGGAGAACCUCUGCCCAAUAAAAGCAGCUUCUUCAGCAAGUCUGACGACAGCAGCUUAGAAGCUCGUGUUAAAACAAAGCUGCCCUCUGUAGCAGAGGAAGACGACCGGCUGCCUCGCACGCCUGGACGGGAGGUGAUGAUCCAUUCAGAGACUGAUACUCUUUUGCUUCCAGCCCACAAGGUGCCAUCCUCCAUGCUUCCCUUACCAUCGACUCCCGGUAAGGAAGAAUCUUUAGUCCCUCCAGAAAAGUUCCCUGAACAAUUAAUGGUGACCAAAACGUCCGUGGAAGAGGAGAUUCCUAGGACUCCUGGGCGGGACAUUUUGGCCAAGUCUUCACACCCCCUUGCGAAGUCACAGAGCACGGACACUGUUCCAGCCACGCCAGGAAGCGAUGCUCCCCUUACGGGAAGCAGUUUGACUCUCAGUUCCCCUCAAGUCCCAGGGAGCCCCUUUUCCUACCCAUCCCAAUCUCCUGGCAUUAACAGUGGCAUUCCUCGGACUCCUGGGAGAGAUUUCAAUUUCACACCUACUUUCCCAGAGGCUGGUGCUACCAUUUCUUGCCUUCUGUCUGGCAAAAAACAGUCAGAGGAUGAGCUAGAUGAGAAACCCUUUAAAGAGCCUCUCGGUGCUUCCCUUACGAUCAGCAUGAACAGUGUUCCUUCCCCUAUCCCCUUUGCCAGCCCCCCACAAGCAGAUUUCCACACGGACAUGGGUUUGCCACCUGAUGAGCCAAUACCUGUAGCAGCCCUGCCAUGCAUGCAUGGAGAUGGAAGAAUGCCCAUUGAGGAAUGCAAGGCAGAAGUAAAAUCUGUUUUGCUCUCACCAGAAGUACCCACUGGUGCUUCCAUUCUUCCUCCCCCACCACCACCUUCUGUUCUUCCCAAAAGGAGGCCAGGUCGGCCAAAACGGUCACCACCUUCUGUCCUCUCGUUGGAUGUGUACUCGGGCAAAACCAUAGAACCUCCUCCUGUGCCAGUGGCCUUGGUGGAAAGUGCUGUGGGCAAAGAGCUGUUGAGUGGACAUCCUGAUGCUUUCUAUGGACUGAAAGACCCUGAAGCUGUCACCCUGGACUUCAGGAAUGACGGUUUCCACGAGAAAAUAGCAGCUGAGACAGUUGCAGAGAAACUGCCAUUUAAGGAACUGGAGAACCAGUGGAAUGAAGACUUCAAGGAAGAAGAAGCGCAUGUGAAACCUAAAAGACAGUGGCGGAGGCAGAAGAAGACACCUGAGGACCUCCCAGCAAUUCCUUCCCCUGAGUAUUCCCCACCCCGGCCUCAGUUCAGGCCACGCUCCGAGUUUGAGGAGAUGACCAUUUUGUAUGAUAUUUGGAAUGGAGGCAUAGAUGAGGAAGAUAUCAAAUUCAUGUGUAUCACAUAUGACCGCUUGUUACAGCAGGACAAUGGUAUGGACUGGCUCAAUGACACCCUCUGGGUAUUCCAUCCUUCCACUAGCUUUUCUACCCCCAAGAAAAAGAAGCGGGAUGAUGGGAUGCGGGAGCACGUGACGGGCUGUGCGCGAAGUGAAGGCUAUUACAAAAUUGAUAAGAAGGACAAACUUAAAUACCUCAACAAUAGCCGAGCUUUUGCGGAGGAGCCUCCAGCUGACACACAGGGUAUGAGCAUCCCUGCCCAACCUCAUGCUUCCACCCGGGCUGGCUCUGAGAGGCGGUCAGAGCAACGCAGGCUCCUCUCCUCCUUCACUGGUAGCUGUGACAGUGACCUGCUCAAGUUCAACCAGCUCAAGUUCCGGAAGAAAAAACUAAAAUUCUGCAAGAGCCACAUUCAUGACUGGGGCCUUUUUGCUAUGGAGCCCAUUGCAGCUGAUGAGAUGGUGAUUGAAUACGUGGGUCAGAACAUCAGGCAGGUCAUUGCUGACAUGCGUGAAAAGCGAUAUGAGGAUGAAGGCAUCGGAAGCAGUUACAUGUUCAGAGUCGAUCAUGACACCAUCAUCGAUGCCACAAAAUGCGGAAACUUUGCCAGGUUUAUUAAUCACAGCUGCAAUCCAAAUUGUUAUGCUAAAGUGAUCACAGUGGAGUCUCAAAAGAAGAUCGUCAUCUACUCCAAACAGCACAUCAAUGUCAAUGAGGAAAUUACCUAUGACUACAAGUUUCCGAUUGAGGAUGUAAAAAUCCCAUGUCUAUGUGGCUCUGAGAACUGCAGGGGAACCCUGAACUGAACUCGAGGUUUCUCGUCACACUUGCACCUUCGGCCAUGUCAAAACUGUGGUAACCAGGUGUGGUUGCACUUUGCCAAAAAAA